Messenger RNA from Ostreobium quekettii, 540 nucleotides. The record is from the annotation of a GenBank genome assembly. NCBI's taxonomy places the organism in Eukaryota, Viridiplantae, Chlorophyta, Ulvophyceae, Bryopsidales, Ostreobiaceae.
AUGGAGGUGGAGAUGGAGGCGGAGGACAGGAUGCAGAAGACGCUGGCGUCUGUGGUGAACGACUUGAUGACCCUGCGGGCGGGGCGGGCCACGCCGGCGAUGCUUGACAGGGUAGAGGUGGACUAUUACGGGGCGCCCACGCCGCUCAAGUCGCUGGCAGGCGUGUCCACGCCGGACGCCAGCACGCUGGUGAUCAGUCCCUACGACAAGGGCGCCCUGGAGGGCAUCGAGCGUGCGCUGCAGACGUCGGACCUGGGCCUGACGCCCAACAACGAUGGGGAGCGCAUACGGCUCAACAUACCACAGCUGACGGAGGAGCGCCGGAAGGAGAUGGUGAAGGUGGUGAGCAAGAUGGGCGAGGAGGGGAAAGUGGCCCUGCGGAACAUCAGGAGAGAUGCCAUCAAAUCCAUGGAGAAACUGGACCUGCCAGAAGAUGACGAGCGAUACCUAGAGGACGAGGUGCAGAAGUUGACAGACAAGUAUGUGAAGAAGGUGGGCGAUGCAGUGAAGGACAAGGAAAAGGAGCUCACCACCUUGUGA